UGGUCAUCAUAAAUGUCAAAAAUGGAGUGACAUUUCUCCUGCGUAAUUUGCCAAGUGAAAGUGUAAUGUUUUGACGAGUUAUUUUUCCGAAAAUUAAACGAAUUUUAUGUCUCAUUUGAGGAAAAUUCUUAGAAUGAACGAUGCCACUGUGGAGUAUGUGUACGAGGAUGAACAUGGGCAGCAAUUUACCGCACAUCAGCAGCCACAAGACCCGUUGGAAGGAGAUGGACACAAGGCUGAGGUGAUGAUAGUGGAGCAAAGCGAUCUUCAGAAUGAUGUUAAUGAAAGCAAUGCUCCUGAAGAAACUACUGAUCAUGCAGAUCCCGAAUGUCGUCGCAGAGACACGCAUCAUUGUUGGGGCGUCGAACAAUCCCUAAAACUAAUCGAAACUGUGAAAGAAUUCAAAGACCAACUAGGCAAAACAGGCAGCCGGAAAGAGACCUGGCAAAAAAUCACCAAAGCCGUCCGAACCAAAGGGGUGGACGUCAACGUUCAGGAAUGCCAGAACAAAUGGAAAAACCUAAUCCGCAGCUACAAGGAGUGCAUCAAGAUGAAAAACAGAAGCAACAUGCGGUUUCGGUACUUCAACGAAAUGUCCGACUAUUUCGGCGGAGAUACCUCCUUGCUCAACUUGGAACACGACUACAACAAGACCAAACUGACCCUGAUGCCUUUGUUGAGUCCCGGCAACGUUCCAGGGUCCAACACAGCCCCUCCGACGGUCACUUUCCCCCCUAUAUGCUUCACCGACCGGCAGUUCGUGGAGUACACGAAUAUGAAGAGGGAGGAGUACGCGGCUAGGCAGAAGCGACACGACGAGGAGAUGGCCAUCAGGCGGCAGGAGCUGGAGGUGCAGAAGAAGAAGUUGGAAGUGAUGAAAAAGGCGGCGAUGGCCAACGUGCCCUCGAACAAGAACGUUAAUUUCGAUUUUCCUUGUCGUUGGCCAGACGAGGCUACUUCGUUACUAAUUUCGAUCAUACGCAGACGAAAAUACGAAAUAGCCGACAAAGAUCAAACGAAAAAACCCGCCUUGUGGAAUGAGAUAAUGGCGGAAAUGAAUGAGAACGGAUUUCCCAUCACAGUUAAGGAAAUUAAAUCAAAAUGGCGAAACCUUAUCCGAUCCUACAACUUAAGAUGUAAGAAUCAGAGACAGAAAGGCUUUAAAUUUAAGUUCUUCGGCGAAAUCCAGGAGUUUUUCAGAGAAACGGAAUCCCUAGGUAUCGACCCGGUAGUUUUCGAAGUUUACGCAAUUGAAUAGUUUAUUAUGUUCAUAUUUAUAUAUAUUUUAAAUAGUUAUUUAUAUAGAUACAAUGCAGUUGAUUGGCGAGAAAUAAAUUGAUUAUCGUUUGCUUA
Messenger RNA from Sitophilus oryzae (rice weevil), 1353 nucleotides. RefSeq lists its product as uncharacterized. The transcript has 3 exons. Lineage: Eukaryota; Metazoa; Arthropoda; Insecta; Coleoptera; Curculionidae. The record is from RefSeq and is a predicted model, not a curated record. Bases 107 to 1258 code for a protein of 383 amino acids.